AUGCUGGUCGCUUUUGGGAUAUCUCCAAUGGAAAUCAAACUUUGCGGACGUUACAAUGAACAUAGCGUUUUUAUCGAUAUAAUCAGAAAGAUUUCUUUUCAAUAUGGAGAAAAAGGAGAAAUGGCAAAGCUGAUAUUGAGAAACCAUGAGUUAUUGUUGCUACACAUUAGUGGGACCACGAAGUUGCACAGUGAUGACCAAGAGUCGGUGUUUCUGACCACGAGUCAAAUGCUAUUUCUCAAUAGUACUCGGCCUUUAGAUGAAAAAAAUUCGUCGGAUGUAAAUGCUUUUUGGAGAAAUCGCGAUAAUAUAGAUAUACUAAGGAAGAGAAAACUGUGGCAAAUAGAAUCUUCUGAUUUGGACUAUAUACACAUGCGAGAUCAACAACUGGAAAAACAAGUUAAGCUUAUUCGAGAUAAUACAAUCAAAGCCCAAUAUAUCGAGCAGACUCAAAGUCGAUUUUUUGAGACAAAUGCAUCUGUAAUGAACAUCUCAAGUAUUUUAAAUGAUACUGAAAAGUCUCAUUCUAUAAUCGUUCCUAAUGAUGAUAGUUUUAAGACACCGCCUCCAAGACCACGCGAAAUAACCCUAACCACACCACAAAAAUCAACACUUUGUGACCAAACUAUGCAACAUUUGGUCAGACAUUUUUCAGUAAACGUCAACAAACAAUGUGUGAUAAUGAAAGCUGAGAAGGUUGAUACUUUUCCAAAAGAAAUUCGUAAUUGGCUUGUAGAUGUACUAUCGUCAGAAAAAGGUGCAUUUGAAAAUGCUAUUAUGAGUACGCCAAAUCCUGAUCAUCCAUUUCGGGAAGUCUGCAAAAACAUCCUUUUCGAUUUAGGUGCGAAAAUGUUGUUUCCGGAAUUUGAUUUGACGUUACAUAAAGUAGACGGGAUCGGUUUUAAGGUUUCUAGCAAUAAAGAAAUCGUAUUUAUCGAAGUAUCAGGAGGAUCGGAAGAUCCUGUUUUAAAGCAUGUUAGAGAAGACACGGAGAAACUUAUAAAAGAGGCUAUGAUGCCAUUUUCUUUCGAAGAAGUCGAAAAAUUUAUUGAAGUGUUUGAACUUUUAUACGCAUUGGUGGAUGAUGGGCUUAAAAAUCAAUCAAGCUCAUUAAAAAAAAUUAUGCUUUCCGAUUCUAUUAGUAACGGACCUACAGUUCGGGAUUGGAUAUGGGUUCCAAAUACAAAUUCAACGUGGGAAAAUACAGAA
Acaulospora morrowiae is the source of this 1209-nucleotide messenger RNA. The record is from the annotation of a GenBank genome assembly. NCBI's taxonomy places the organism in Eukaryota, Fungi, Glomeromycota, Glomeromycetes, Diversisporales, Acaulosporaceae.